Molecule: messenger RNA, 1121 nt
Organism: Microsporum canis CBS 113480
Lineage: Eukaryota; Fungi; Ascomycota; Eurotiomycetes; Onygenales; Arthrodermataceae
Exons: 1
Coding region: 75-1121 (348 amino acids)
Biological process (GO): canonical NF-kappaB signal transduction
Source: RefSeq, a predicted model, not a curated record
GUCUUUGCCGCGAUGACAGAUGAUAUACGGAGCUGCACACCUCAUAACACCUGCCAUUUCGACAGGCCCUGGUGAUGGACCAAGCCUCCGAGAAAGAUAACCCAGGCCGCAACGGGCCUCAAGAAGAUGAGCCACCCAAGGGCGAUGAAUACCGCACAUCACGGCCUGGUAAGGUCCGGCUGAAAUCUAAACAUUCGUUAAGGGAGAAAUCCCGCGAUAAGAAGCGAUCGCGAGAGGAAGACAGCCAUUACGAAAGCAGUAGGCACCGUUAUCAACACCGCCGUCGCCGUCAUCGCCAUCACAAAGACCAUGAGACUGAGCCAGAGCCCGCGGAGUACCGUUCUCCACCUGUUUCGCCCAACACAGCGUUUCGUGAGUCGUUAUUCGAUGCGCUCGCGGACGACGAAGGGGCGGACUACUGGCAAGCCGUGUACGGACAACCAAUACAUACGUAUGCUAGACCAGAUGAGAGGGGAGAAUUAGAAAGAAUGACUGACGACGAAUACGCUGCCUAUGUUAGAGCGCGUAUGUGGGAGAAAACGCAUCAGGGCUUACUAGAAGAGAGGGAACGGCGUCGAAAAGUACGUGAAGCCGAUAGAGAGCGGGCAAAAGGAUACGGAAACUAUUCUGGAAGAGCAGAGACGGAACGCGAAGCAUUUGACAGGAUGGUGGAAGAAAGUUUGAAGCGUGGGAAGGAGAGAAAGUCAAGAAAAGAAAAGACGAAUACUUGGCUUACAAUCUGGAAACGGUAUCUGGACUCCUGGGAAGAGUUAAAUGCGCAGGUUCAAGAAGGUAGACCUUCAUCUAGUGCAGCGGAUUCGCUCCGUAAUACUCUUGUUUGGCCUGUUGAAUCUGGCAGGCAAAAGGAUGCGAAUAUUGACUCCGUGAGGCAGUUUCUGUGCAAUGCUCCUGUUCCGCAGAUCACUACGGAAGCUCUCAGUUCUACACAAUCUAAGCACAGCAAUAUGCUAGCUGUGUUGAAGCUGGAGCGUGUUCGAUGGCAUCCUGACAAAAUACGGCAUAGGUACGGGGCGCUGGGAGUUGACGAAGAUAUAAUUAAGGCUGCCACUGAAGUAUUCCAAAUACUCGAUCGAAUUUGGGUAGAAGAGCACGCCAAAUGA